GUCAAACUAAGAUGGCGCUGACCCUGGUGGAGCAUGUUGUCGCUGAUGCUGGAGCGUUUUUAAAGAAAGCUCCGUUACAGGAGAUUGGACGGAACGUCUACACCGUGAGGGACGUGGUGGAUGAGAUCCGGGACAAAGCCACCAGGAGGAGCCUGGCCGUCCUGCCAUACCAGCUCAUCUUCAGGGAGCCGCAUCCAGAACACAUCCGACAUGUGACGGAGUUCUCCAAGAAAACCGGAGACUAUCCGAGUCUUUCAGCCACCGAUAUUAAAGUUCUGGCCCUGACGUACCAGCUGGAGCUGGAACAUGUCGGUUCCCAACACCUGAAGAAAGAACCGGACCUCAAGGUGAACAUUGUGAACACUCAGCACCACCCGGAGGCUCCUGUCAACGUUGCCGGGUUCCACUUCCCCUCCAAGGUACCGGACGUAGGUAGAGGUGAUGGUCCGGAUCGGUCUCUGGACCCGGUUCAGUUUGUGUCCCAUCAGAAACCUGCAGACGGUCCAAACGUUCAGAACCAGAUGGAGGAGAGGAGGUCCGACCCGGUCAAUGUCGAGCAGUUCAACAGCUUCCAGUUCUGGAGAGACCCGGUUCCAACCAUCAACGAGGACCUGCUGGAUUUGUUGAGUCCGGUUCUGCCUUCAGCGAGAUCUGCGGGUUCAGCGCCGGUUUCAGAACCCAAACAAAACCAGACAGACUCGGUCGUGGCCGACAGCCAACAGUUCAACAGCUUCCAGUUCUGGAGAGACCCAGUUCUGACCAUCGAUGAUGAGUUGCUGGAUCUGCUGGAAGGGGGCGGAGCCUCCGCCCAGAUGGGGGAGUCAGAGGGCCAUUCAGACGACGAGGACAAAGAGAAUGAGCCAGAAGUGGAAGAUGAUGAUGAUGGAGGAGGCUGGAUCACUCCCAGUAACAUCAAGCAGAUGAAGAUGGAGUCAUCUGAUUGGACUGCACCUGCUGAUGUCAGAGUCGGAUGUCUGACCACCGACUUCGCCAUGCAGAACGUUCUGCUCCAGAUCGGACUUCAUGUCCUGUCGGUGAACGGGAUGCUGAUCCGCCAGGCGAGGAACUACAUCCUGAGAUGUCACGCCUGCUUUAAAACCACCAGCAACAUGAACAAAGUGUUCUGUCCACACUGUGGGAACAGAACCCUGAAGAAGGUGGCGGUGACGGUCAGCGCCGACAGCGGCAUCCAUAUGCACUUCUCCAGAAACCCCAAAGUCCUGAACCCGAGGGGACUCCGGCAUUCGCUGCCGCUGCCUGAGGGGGGGAAACACGCCAACAACCCUCACCUGGUGGAGGACCAGCGCUUCCCCCAGCAGAGGCUCUCCCGGAAGGCUCGCCAGAAAACGGACGUCUUCGACCCCGACUACGUGGCCGGACUUUCGCCCUUCAGUGAGAACGACGUCUACAGCCGCGCCGCCAACCUGCACAUCAGAGACAGUCAGUGUGGCGGCGGCAGGAGGCGGGCCAACCCCAACGCCGCCCGCAGGAAGUUCAUCAAGAAGUGAUGUCAUCAAAAGACCGGACGGUCAUCGUCUGUCCAUUGACGUCCAGUGACGACAGAUCUGCUGCUGGUGCGUUCACUGACACUCAGGUCGGUCCCUCUGACUGGAUAAAAAUGAUCCAAGUGACUUGUUGAUGUGUGAGGCAGCAGAGAAACGAGCCUCUUCUGGUUCGGCCGAAUAUCUGCAGCUGGUUUUAGUCUUACCAGGACCGCCUGAAGACCGGACCGAUGGACGUGUAUCUCUGAUUCUGACUUUUGCACCUUUCUGCAUCGUCAAUGUAACAAAUCAAUAAUCAAUAAAGCUGCAGUUUGUUACUAAAA
Messenger RNA from Melanotaenia boesemani (Boeseman's rainbowfish), 1825 nucleotides. It is a transcript of the gene nob1, whose product is annotated as NIN1 (RPN12) binding protein 1 homolog. The coding region runs from base 12 to 1508 and encodes 498 amino acids. Gene Ontology annotation, cellular component: preribosome, small subunit precursor. The transcript has 8 exons. Gene Ontology annotation, molecular function: RNA endonuclease activity. Gene Ontology annotation, biological process: ribosomal small subunit biogenesis; maturation of SSU-rRNA. NCBI's taxonomy places the organism in Eukaryota, Metazoa, Chordata, Actinopteri, Atheriniformes, Melanotaeniidae. The record is from RefSeq and is a predicted model, not a curated record.